AUGAAGCACGGUGCGGUGGCGCUCAUAAUCGAUGAGGGACCAUCGCGAACUGCAACGUUGGAUGCCGCUAGUAGUGAGAAGCAAUACGAUAGAUCCAGAAAGGCUACGGAACUGUGCUGGAUCACUCUUCGGAAACUAUAUCUGCCUGAUGUGUGUAUGUGUGUGUCUUGGGAAAGUUGUUCUCGUCUAGAAGAUUUGAAGGGUCAAAAGGUGCUACACGAAACAGCCGCUCGCAUGAUGGAAGAACAACGAGUGACGGAACGAAAAUUGUUGAGAAGUUCCCUACUAAGAAAUCUCAAUGCAAAUGCAACAAGUUCGUUCGUGAAUGCAAAGGUGUUACGGGAAGGUAAAAUCGUUUGGGAUCAAGUUUGGGUCCGUGAUGGAAAAAUAAUUGAUGGAGCUGCAGUGUUUUAUGACGAAAAACGUAAUCCAGACAUCCAAGUGGAUUGCGAAGGUCACAUUUUAUCGCCUGGAUUUAUCGACAUACAGAUAAACGGAGGAUUUGGAGUGGAUUUUUCCACUAUAACUUCUUCAGUUGAAGAAUAUAAACGUGGAAUCGAUAAGGUGUCGCGACAACUUCUAAGCUAUGGUGUCACGACAUUCGUACCAACGGUGAUAACGAGUCCACCACAUGUGUAUUCUAAAGUUCUACCAUUACUCCGCCGUCGUGAUGGCAGUGCUAGAGGAGCAGGUAUCCUAGGAGCACAUGUGGAAGGUCCAUUUAUUUCGCCGGAAAAGAAAGGAUGCCAUCCAAAACAACAUAUAAGAGAAUUCGGGAAUGAUGCAGUGAAAGCGUUGCUAGAGGUCUAUGGUUCCACAGAAAAUAUCGCAAUAAUUACAAUAGCACCGGAGUUGGAGAAUAGUGAAGCAGCGAUAAGGUAUAUGAGCGAAAAAGGAGUGCUUGUGUCAUUAGGACAUUCAGCAGCAGGACUAGUAGCUGGAGAACGUGCAGUCGCAGCAGGAGCACGAUGUAUCACGCACUUAUUCAAUGCGAUGCAAUCAUAUCAUCACCGGGAUCCAUGUUUAAUAGGGCUACUAACAUCGAAGAUGUUAGGGAAUCGUACAAUGUACUACGGUAUCAUCUCCGAUGGAAUUCAUACACACGACUCAGCUCUGAGAUUAGCGCAUCGAACAAACCCGGAAGGAUUAAUAGUAAUAACAGAUGGCAUAGCGGCGUUAGGAAUGGGCGAUGGUGUACAUAAGUUGGGCGAUUGCGUUGUGAAUGUGAAUGGUCUGCAUGCCAUUCUAGAAGGAACGGAGACAACAGCUGGAAGCGUUGCAUCGAUGCCAUAUUGCAUUAAGCAUUUUGCCAAAGCGGCUCGAUGUGGGCUUGAAGAAGCUUUAAUUUGCGCUACUGAGAAGCCCGCUACGUUGAUGGGUAUACAAGGUUGUAAAGGCUCCAUUUCGAUAGGUUUGGAUGCUGAUCUGGUGCUGAUAACUGAGGGCGUCGACAUCUUAGCAACAUAUAUUGGUGGAAACCUGGUUUACGCAAACAAACAUAUGUAA
Necator americanus (New World hookworm) is the source of this 1506-nucleotide messenger RNA. RefSeq lists its product as uncharacterized. The transcript is spliced from 15 exons. Lineage: Eukaryota; Metazoa; Nematoda; Chromadorea; Rhabditida; Ancylostomatidae. The record is from RefSeq and is a predicted model, not a curated record. Gene Ontology annotation, biological process: N-acetylglucosamine catabolic process. The coding region runs from base 1 to 1506 and encodes 501 amino acids. Gene Ontology annotation, molecular function: N-acetylglucosamine-6-phosphate deacetylase activity.